Messenger RNA from Aspergillus calidoustus, 1795 nucleotides. NCBI's taxonomy places the organism in Eukaryota, Fungi, Ascomycota, Eurotiomycetes, Eurotiales, Aspergillaceae. The record is from the annotation of a GenBank genome assembly.
CACCCCAACAUAUGACCUUUAAGACACAAAAUACACAGAAUUAGACGUUUGGUAACCGUGACAAUGGAAUAUUCUGGGGAUCAGCUCUCUUGGCCCCGGGGCGAAGCGAAACAGACCGACGAUCAUCCCGCGGACGCCGCGGCCGAGGCCAGCCGGCAGCGCAGGAAGGUCCAGAACCGGAAGAACCAACGAGCACACCGACUACGGCUCAAGGGUCGAGACCCAGGGAUUGUUCUGAGGUCGCGCCCAUUCCAGGUCAGGCGCUGGCGCCUUGACGAGCCCGAUGAUUGUUCCUCCCAGGAAAUCUCGCCGGCAUCAGAGCGCGCAACCACGACGUCCUUCCCUCCCCAACCGCCUCACUCGUACACAGACAUAUCACCCUCCACAGCCAAGGGUACCGCCCUCCUAGGAUCUCCGUCCACUGCCCACAUCCACUCUCCCGUAGUCUUUGAACCCCAGCCCUUUACUUUUCCUCUCUCCUCGGACCACCUCCUCCAUCUCAUCCAUUAUAACGUUUUCCGCGCCUUAAUAGCUAACAAGCGUACCCUUAACACCAUUCCUGUCGACCCGACCCGCUGCAUCCUUACCUCGCCCUGCCGCGAUGACACGACCCUCUAUCCCCUCAACCCCAACAUGCCUCCCUCCCUCGUCCCGAGCACCUUCCAGCGAACUCGCUGCCACUCUACCUGGAUUAACGUCUUCCCCUUCCCCCGCUUCCGCGACAACCUUAUCAGAUACGAAGGCUGCUUUGACCCCUGGGAGCUGAUGCAGGAUCUCGUUGGCGACUUCAUACCCUGGACACCAGCCCCGCGGCGACAAGGGACCCCCGUUUCCGCCACCGUCCCCGAGGCCUUAACCAUUUCAUCAGAAAGUGAUACCGACGAAGUCACCGGUGGGCGCAAGGGACUCAUCGUCUGGGGUGAGCCGCACGAGAUGAAGAGCUGGGAAGCCACCCCCGGGUUUCUCGCGAAAUGGGCAUGGGCCGUGGAAGGCUGUGAGGAGUUUGUGGAAAUAAGCAACCACUGGAGGAUGAAACGGGGGGAGGAACCUAUGCGAUUCGCGACGUUUAAGGGCAUUCCACCACCGCCGCUCCCGCCCGCAGCGCCAGGUGGACGUUAGGUGUGUCAGUACUGGCAGAGUCAACAUUUACAUCUGGUUCGUCCGGCUUGCCAACUCUGAUUCCAUCGGUACGAAACACGGUAGGCAUGAUGCAACAUGGUCUUUUCAAAGAACAUGACAGUUCAAACUCGAAUGGGCUAUAGAGAAGUGGAAGAAACAAUGGCCAGUUGGGUCAGGGGUCAGCCUUAUGCAAUUAUCAUUGACUGGACUGCGGCCCACAGGUUCACGUUAGCCCCGUCAGCUGUGGUUGAUGAUAGUUGAUUGAUUCCAAGUUUGGAUAUGGGCAGCGAAGUCCGCCAAACCGCCGAAGCGCCGAGGAUGGCCCCCCGGUCCCACUUGAACAAUCCACAUCUCAAGAUGCUGGCGAGUCAAGAAGGUAUCGCUCGGAAGCUUGGAAGACUAGCGGGGAUAAACAGCUUGAGGUCUUUCCCUUGACGACCAUGGGGGUUUCGGAAGCGCCGGAAGAGGUUGACGUGAGAGACUACAAUAUCCUGAUGGGUCUACCUAGAUCCUGUCGGAUUUGGGCUCUAUUCUGUCCUAAGAUGUAUUAGGUUGCAUAAAAUCUGGAAUGAAUGUCCCCUGCCCUUAAAAUAUGGUGGGUAUUGACAAGUGUUUGAGAGCCCUAACCCUUUGCCCAUCUACUAGUAGUUCAGCUGUAGAUCCCUUUCAUAAGAAU